This is a messenger RNA of Lagopus muta (rock ptarmigan), 1598 nucleotides long. RefSeq names its product jumonji domain containing 7 (gene JMJD7). NCBI's taxonomy places the organism in Eukaryota, Metazoa, Chordata, Aves, Galliformes, Phasianidae. Bases 117 to 1139 code for a protein of 340 amino acids. Gene Ontology annotation, molecular function: 2-oxoglutarate-dependent dioxygenase activity. The record is from RefSeq and is a predicted model, not a curated record. The transcript has 8 exons.
AGCCGUGCCUGCUGGGGGCAGCGCUGCCCUGCCGGGGUGGCGCUGUGGGGGGCUGAUUCUCCCCUCCGCCCGGGGCGGGGCCUGGCAAGCGGCGCCGCGUCGUGAGGCGGCGCGGCAUGGCGGAAGGCGCGGCGCUGCGGGCAGUGCGGGGCUGCCUGGCCGCCUUCCCGCGUGAGGCCCGCGGUGAGCGGGGAGCCCGGAGGGAAGUGGGCGGGCGGGGCGGCCUGGAAUGGCUGACGGGAGCCUUUCUAGAGCUGGGGUGGAUGGAGUCCGUUCCGUAUCUUGAUAGGCCUCCGUCCCCGCUGGAGUUCUAUCGAGAGUGGGUGAGCCCAAAUAAACCCUGCAUCAUCCGGAAUGCUAUUGGCUGCUGGCCAGCGCUGCACAAAUGGACCUUGGCGUACCUCAGGGAGGUAGUGGGCCACAAGGUAGUGAGCGUGGCAGUAACACCAAAUGGUUAUGCAGAUGCAGUGUUCCAUGACCGUUUUGUCAUGCCAGAAGAGCGCCAAAUGCCUUUCAUGGACUUUUUGGACAUUGUGGAGAAGAAAGUGACCUCUCCCAAUGUAUUCUAUGUGCAGAAGCAGUGUUCAAACCUUACUGAGGAGUUUCCUGAACUGAUCUGCGAUGUGCAGCCUGAUAUACCGUGGAUGAGUGAGGCUCUCGGGAAGAGGCCUGAUGCUGUGAAUUUCUGGCUCGGGGAAUCAGCUGCUGUGACAUCUUUACAUAAAGAUCAUUAUGAGAACUUGUACUGUGUGAUAUCUGGAGAGAAAAGGUUUCUACUGCAUCCACCAAGUGACCGUCCCUUCAUUCCAUACGAGCUUUAUCAGGCAGCAACUUACAAAGUAUCAGAAGAUGGCUCAUUUGAAAUUGUGGAUGAGAAGACUGCAGAUAAGGUGCCCUGGAUCCCCCUGGACCCAUUGAACCCGAAUCUGGAACAAUAUCCAGAGUAUGCUCAGGCAAAACCUUUGCAGUGUACAGUGAAAGCUGGUGAGAUGUUAUACCUCCCUUCUCUCUGGUUCCACCAUGUUCAGCAAUCACACGGCUGUAUAGCAGUGAAUUAUUGGUAUGACAUGGAAUAUGACCUAAAGUACAGCUAUUAUCAACUGCUAGAUUGUCUUACAAAAGCUGUGAAAGUGUUAUAACAGAGGCGGAACACUGGAACUUGCAGUUUCUCUCUUGUGUGAUGCAGUCAUCAGCGUCUGUGACUGGAAUUGGAGCAUGAUACAAGUGAAAAAAGCUAAGCACUGAAUUACUCAACAUCUGUUGGACAAAUCAUGGCUAUUUUGUUUGAUUUCAGAAUCUCGGGUCAAUUGGCCAGAUUUUCUGGCUUGUAAGAAGAAGAUUUGGCAUCAGAGUUUUUAGAUCUUUGCACAUUGUAUUGGUGAUGGCGAGCAAAAUAAAAUUUGAAGGGAAGGAAUCUGGGUUUCCGAAAUCCCUAAACAGAAACCAUGACAUUCAUUCAGAUCUACAGGUUGUUUUCCUAACAAGGCAAAUGGACAAGGAAGGAUCUGCUCUGCUACCCCCAUGCAUCAGGCUGCAUCGGUCCAAACACAUCUGUUCAGCUUAAGGCUAAAGGCAUGUCUGGUUGUGUUUCGUUAAGU